AUGGACUCAGUGACAUUUGAGGAUGUGGCUGUGAAUUUUAGUAUGGAGGAAUGGGCCUUACUGGAUUCUUCACAGAAGAAACUCUACAGAGAUGUGAUGAGGGAAACCUUCAGGAACCUGGCCUCCAUAGGGGGGAAAUGGGAAGAUCACGAAAUUGAAGAUCAGUACAAAAGCCAGGGGAGUAAACAGAGAAGUCAAAUGGUACAGAGGGGCUGCAAAAGGAAGGAGGGCAGUCAAUGUGGAGAAAACUUAAGCCUUAUUCCAGAUCUCAAUCUGACAAAAUCGCUUUCUGGAGUAAAACCAUGGAGAUACAAUGCCAGUGGGGAAGUCUUCAUGCAUCAUUCAUCCCAUAAUAGGGACAUCGAAUGUCAAACUAGACAGAAGAUCUCCGAGUAUCAGAAAUAUGGAGAGAAACCAUAUAAAUGUACUAUAUGUGGGAGAGCCUUCUCUUAUAUUCAGUUUUUUGAUGAAAGAAAUCACAAUGGAGAGGAAGCUUAUAAAUGUGAGGAAUGUUGGAAAGCCUUCAAGUGGCUCAAAAGUCCUCAAAGACACAUGAUCAAACAUACUGCUUAUAAAUGUAAGGAGAGUGAGAAAACCUUUAGCUCCUCACUUUUUCUUCAAACAUGUGAGAGAAGCCACACUGUAGAGAAGCCCUAUCAAUGUAAACACUGUGGACAAGCCUUCCUUUAUUAUAAAAGUUUUCAAAAACAUGAAAGGAAUCACCCUGAAGAGAAACUCUAUGAAUGUAAAAAAUGCAAUAAAGUGUUCAGCUAUCCCAGUCAUCUUCAGAUACAUGAAAGAACUCACACUGAAGAGAAAUCCUAUGAAUGUAAGCAAUGUGGAAAGAUCUUCAGAUCUUAUGGUUCCUUACAAACACAUGAGAUGACUCACACAGGAGAGAAACCCUAUGUAUGUAAGGAAUGUGGAAAAGCAUUCAAACAUUCUAGGUCCUUAAAAAUACAUGAAAGCUCUCACACUGGAGAGAAACCCUAUGAGUGUGAAAAAUGUGGCAAAGCAUUCAGUGCUCCCAGUUGUCUUCGCAAACAUGAAAGAAUUCACAGUGCAGAGAAACGUUAUGGAUGUAAAGAAUGUGGGAAGGCCUUUAGACUUUACAGUUCCUUACAAACCCAUGAAAGGACGCACACAGGAGAGAAACCCUAUGAAUGUAAGCAAUGUGGAAAGGCCUUGAGAUAUUACAGUUCCUUGAAAAUACAUGAAAGGAUACACACAGGAGAGAAACCCUAUGCAUGUAAGGAAUGUGGAAAUACAUUCAGAUGCAACAGUUUCUUAAAAAUACACAAAAAAUCUCACACUGGAGAAAAACUCUAUGAAUGUGAAAAGUGUAGUAAAGUGUUCAGUACUCCUGGUAAUCUUCGAAUACAUGAAAGAACUCACACUGCAGAAAAACCCUAUAAAUGUAAGGAGUGUGAGAAAGCCUUCAGGUAUUAUCGUUCCUUACAAACACAUGAAAGGACUCACACAGGAGAGAAACCCUAUGAAUGUAAACAUUGUGGGAAAGCCUUUGUUUGUCGCACCACCAUUCAAAGACACUUGAAAAUGCACACUGGUAAAACACCGUAUCAAUGUAAGGAAUGUGGGAGAGCAUUCACUUGCCUUAGUUUAUAUCAAAGACAUGAAAGAACUCACACUGGAGAGAAACCCUAUGAAUGUAAACAAUGUGGAAAAACCUACAGAGAUUACAGUUCCUUACAAAGACAUGAAAGGACUCACACUGGAGAGAAACCCUAUCAAUGUAAGGAAUGUGGGAAAACCUUUCUUUGUAACAAAAUCUUUCGAAUACACAUAAUGAGAGUGCACACUACAGAAAAGCCAUAUAAAUGUGAAGAAUGUGGGAAAGCCUUUAGUCAUCCCUAUUCCUUUCAAAGGCAUGAAAGGACUCACUGUAUAAAACCUCUUGAAUGUAAAUAG
Pipistrellus nathusii (Nathusius's pipistrelle) is the source of this 1929-nucleotide messenger RNA. NCBI's taxonomy places the organism in Eukaryota, Metazoa, Chordata, Mammalia, Chiroptera, Vespertilionidae. The record is from the annotation of a GenBank genome assembly.